This is a messenger RNA of Arabidopsis arenosa, 586 nucleotides long. Lineage: Eukaryota; Viridiplantae; Streptophyta; Magnoliopsida; Brassicales; Brassicaceae. The record is from the annotation of a GenBank genome assembly.
CCGGAGAAGAUUACCGUUUCUGUGUUUGGUGGCGAGAAGCUUUGAGAUGGCGAUCCUUAUUCCGGCGAGUUUCGGGCGAUUAACAGUUCCGUCGCGUACACAAGUUAAACUGAGAGUUUCUGCUUCUGCUAACCAACGCACUAUUCGUCCCAAUUCAGUGGACUGGGUUAAGGAAACUUCAAGCUUUUUCGAAGAAGACAAGAGGCCGAUCAUGUUGUUCGAUGGUGUUUGCAAUCUUUGUAAUGGAGGUGUUAAAUUUGUUAGAGACCAUGAUCGAAACAGGAGCAUUAGGUUUGAAGCAUUACAGAGCGAAGCGGGCAAGAAACUGUUAAUGCGAUCAGGAAGAGCUCCUGACGAUAUAUCGAGUGUCGUACUUGUGGAAAAUGAUAGGUCUUACAUAAAGUCAGAAGCGGUGUUGAAGAUCAUGAAAUACAUUGACUUACCAUUUCCACAGCUUGCGUUCUUCAUGCAGUUUGCGCCUUUGUUUGUGAGAGACUUUUUGUAUGAAAAUGUUGCAAACAACCGAUAUGCAAUGUUUGGUCGAUCUGAUUCAUGUGAGAUCUAAGAAUACAUUAUUGAUUGUGAU